Molecule: messenger RNA, 471 nt
Organism: Grosmannia clavigera kw1407
Lineage: Eukaryota; Fungi; Ascomycota; Sordariomycetes; Ophiostomatales; Ophiostomataceae
Product: DNA mismatch repair protein
Exons: 1
Coding region: 1-471 (156 amino acids)
Source: RefSeq, a predicted model, not a curated record
AUGAAGACAGAGACACAGGCGGGACUAAGCGGAGCUGCCAAUAUUCCUACUACCAAGAUGCUGUAUCGAGUGUACGAUGGGCCCGAGCGGGAGGAGAGCUACGGCAUUUCUCUCGCGCGGGCGAUUGGGUUUCCGGGCGCUUUUAUCGCAAAGGCAGAGUCUGUUGCGGGCGAGCUCCGACAACAAGCGCGGGCAAAUCGUACGGACGAGCACGAGCUACAAGAGGCGAGACGGCAAAAGUUGGUGACGGAGCUUGUGAGGCAGCUGAGAUUGGGGCAUCGCAGCCAGGCCGACGAUGAAGAGUUAUGGAGGUAUUUGCAACAGGUCAACGAUAAAUUUUGGUCAAACAUGUUUGCCUCGGAAAAUGUUGAAGAGCUUGAAGGAAGCGGGGAUGACGAGAUUGACUACGGCCAUUCAGCUGAAGACGAGCUGGAGUAUUUUGAACAAAGGCAUAGCGAGAUGACGUACUGA